AACUAAGUCCUAUAAAAAACCCACAUCACCAUCUCUUUCUCUACGCUCCUCUCUGUCCCGCCUCCGCCAUUGAUUGCUUCCUCGCAUGCUUUUUCGAUUUGGGCCCAAAAGUGAAAAGAAGCAGUGGGAGCGGCGGGCGCGGGCGCGCAGAAGAGCUGCUUGCCUUGCCCGCUGCGCUGCGCCUGCCAUUAUUGUUCCGUGACAUUCGAGCAAACACCUGCUCGCUCCGCUACUUGUACCGCCUGCUCUUCCAUCUUCAGCUCGGAGCCAUGGCAGAGGACCUUCAGCUUCCUUCCGAGCUUCUGGACGAUGGAUUCUUCCACGGCUUUUUCGUCGGGCAAGAGGAGAAACGGGUUGAUGAGAGGGAGGAGACGAGCGAUCACUCUUCCCUCGACGACGAAGACGACAAGGUGCUUGAUCUACGCAACGAGGCUACGGUAAAGGAGGCGGAGCUCCGGCGAUUGAACCAGUACCAGCAUCGGCUUCCAAAUCAAGCGAGGAACUCUAGCCCCUUGCUCGUCCAUCGUCAACUGCAGGCCGUUCGAAUCCUCCAUCUGAAGCAGCAACAGCUCCGGCAGCAGCAAUUAUGGGCUGAAAGACAAAGCAAAGCAAAAGGAGCCUGCCACUCCCCUGGCGUUUCUUCUUCCGGGCGUGCUCCGUUUCUAAUCCAGCAUCAACCCCUUCCUGGAUCCGGCAUGACAGCCUUCUUCCUUUGCAACUCCGGCGGCGCCAGAAAAGAAUCCACUGGCACCGGUGUCUUCCUGCCCCGCACGGCCGGGAGCAAGCCCCAGCCACAAAAGAAAUCAGCUUGUUCGACAGUGCUUAUUCCAGCAAAGGUAGUUCAAGCUCUGAACCUAGCAAAUCAUCAUGGAAGAGGAACAAACCCUAUGAGAAGUCAGAGCCAUCCCCAGCCUGGUGAUUUCAUUAAAACCUCCAUGAGCUGCCUUCCCCACGAGUGGACCUAUUGACCAACCUCACCGACUCUCUUACAGUCGCUAAUUGUGUUCACGUUCAAUUUUCAAAUAAGCCCGGAACACAUAUUUAAUCAUGGAGGAAAACUACCAGUUGUUAGUGGAAGAGGUGUCUGUCCUAAGCAAUUCAUUAUCAAUGAUUUUCUCAUGGAAGGUUGGUGAAGAUGUGCUGUUAGGGUAGGAUUUAUUGUCAAUAAGGUCCUCAAUUACCUACUUUGGGCCCACGGAUUAGCAAAGUCUCUUGGUCGUUGACUUAUCGCCUACCAUGUAUGUAUGUAGGUAUGAAUGAUAAGUAGAAAAGAAAAAAAAAUGUAAUGCAAGUGGUACUGCUUUGUGUUGUGUGAUUUGAAGUGAUAAUAAGAAACAUUCAAUAUCUCCUUCUGU
Zingiber officinale is the source of this 1355-nucleotide messenger RNA. RefSeq lists its product as uncharacterized. The transcript is spliced from 5 exons. The record is from RefSeq and is a predicted model, not a curated record. Lineage: Eukaryota; Viridiplantae; Streptophyta; Magnoliopsida; Zingiberales; Zingiberaceae. The coding region runs from base 270 to 968 and encodes 232 amino acids.